AUGUCUUUCCGUGGUCGUGGUAAUGCUUCCGGUGCCAACCGGGGAGGUUUCGGCGGAGGCCGUGGAGGCCGCGGAGGUUUCCAGCAGUCUUUCGGCCCCCCAGCCCAGGUUCUGGAGAUGGGUUCCGUGAUGCACUCUUGCGAGGGUGAGAUGGUCUGCGAGUCGAUCAACCCCAAGAUUCCUUACUUCAACGCUCCUAUCUAUUUGGAGAACAAGACUCAAAUCGGCAAGGUCGACGAGAUCCUCGGCCCCAUCAACCAGGUCUACUUCACCGUCAAGCCCCAGGACGGUAUCGUCGCUACUUCCUUCAAGACCGGCGACAAGGUCUACAUCGGUGGAGAUAAGCUGCUUCCUCUUGAGAAGUACGAUUCAUUCCUAAUCUUUUCCUCCCCAGGAGCCGCCAAGCCCAAGCGCGCUGGCGGUGGUGCUCCCCGUGGUCGCGGUGGAUUCGGUGGCCGUGGUGCCCCCCGUGGCGGUCGUGGUGGUGCUCCCCGUGGCCGUGGUGGCUUCGGUGGUGGUCGUGGUGGUGGUGGCUUCGGUGGUCGCGGUGGCAGCGGCGGCUUCUCCCGUGGUCGCGGCGCUCCUCGUGGCGGCGGCGGCUUCCGCGGUCGUGGCUAUUGA
This is a messenger RNA of Penicillium bovifimosum, 621 nucleotides long. Its product is annotated as H/ACA ribonucleoprotein complex subunit GAR1/NAF1. The record is from RefSeq and is a predicted model, not a curated record. NCBI's taxonomy places the organism in Eukaryota, Fungi, Ascomycota, Eurotiomycetes, Eurotiales, Aspergillaceae. Gene Ontology annotation, cellular component: box H/ACA snoRNP complex. The transcript is spliced from 5 exons. Gene Ontology annotation, molecular function: box H/ACA snoRNA binding. The coding region runs from base 1 to 621 and encodes 206 amino acids. Gene Ontology annotation, biological process: snoRNA guided rRNA pseudouridine synthesis; ribosome biogenesis.